Messenger RNA from Eurytemora carolleeae, 805 nucleotides. Its product is annotated as serine/arginine-rich splicing factor 7. NCBI's taxonomy places the organism in Eukaryota, Metazoa, Arthropoda, Copepoda, Calanoida, Temoridae. The coding region runs from base 34 to 705 and encodes 223 amino acids. Gene Ontology annotation, biological process: mRNA splicing, via spliceosome. Gene Ontology annotation, molecular function: zinc ion binding; mRNA binding. Gene Ontology annotation, cellular component: nuclear speck. The transcript has 2 exons. The record is from RefSeq and is a predicted model, not a curated record.
UCUUGUAAAAGAGAGAAUUGAUUUAAUCUUAAGAUGGGGUCUUCACGGAGCAGAAGUCGCUCAAGGAGUGCUGAAGGUAAGAAAAGCCGGUCACGCAGCAGAUCAUCCAGGUCAAGGUCACGAUCUAGGUCCAGAUCCAGGAACCGAAGGCGCAGCCGAUCCUACAGCAGAUCCCAGUCCCCAGAUCUGGAUGGUCACCGACUCCAUGUUGCAGAUUUAGACAGCAGAUCGGAGAAACGGGAACUAGAGAAAGUUUUCUCAAAAUACGGUCCUUUGAUAGAAGUAUGGCUGGCUAAAUCUACCCCUUGCUUUGCAUUUGUUGUUUUCAAGCAUAAGGAUGAUGCAUAUGAUGCUUGCAGAGCUACAGAUGGAGAGGAGAUGUGUGGGAGAAGAGUUCGUGUGACCGUUGCUCGGCCACGAACAAAGGGACGUGGCCGACGAGGAUUUGAUCCUAGCAUGCGGUGCUAUCAAUGCGGGGAGAAGGGUCAUUUUUCGAGGGAUUGCACCGACUUCAAGUAUGGAUACAGGAGACCCCCUAGUCCUAGGAGAGGUGGACGGGCCAGGACCAGGUCUAGAAGCAGAUCUAGAUCUAGAUCUCGCAGGAGAAGUCGUUCUACGAGAAGGAGAUCCGUAUCACGGAGAAGGAGAUCCGUCUCACGAAGCAGAAGUAGGAGUAGACGACGUCGCUCUAGGAGUCGGUCAUAAUUAGCUGAAAAAGAGUCGAGAGCUUAAAGAGACGAAUUUUCACGUUUCGUGCAUUAAUUAAACGCAUUGUAUAAAGAUUUAAAUUAUAUGUUGUAUUGAU